CUUUUCAUUUACAACUUACUCUACGUCCAGAAAGUGAUGGGUGUAGUUAGCAAGAGGUCACAUCAGGCUGUCACAUCAGCCGGCACAAUGAAAUUUACAAACUGGUACUGCACACAUGUCCUGUUGUUUGCUGUCUCAUUUACUUGGGCUCUCCAUGAGAUACCGGCCCCAACAUAUCAGCACUGGGAUCCGGUAACAUCUCACUUUUUUACCUGUGACCAAUGCCCUCCUGGUACUUUUGUUCAACAUCACUGCAAUGCAAAUAGAAAGACCGUGUGCUCACCCUGUCCAGCGCAUCACUAUUCAGAGAACUGGCAUUGGGAUGAAAAGUGCCAGUACUGCACUGUGGUGUGCAAGGAGAAGCAGAACUUUCAACAUGAGUGCAACAGUACACACAACCGGCUCUGCAAAUGCAUGGAGGGCUAUCAUCUUGAAAUUGAAUUCUGUAUAAAACAUAGUUCCUGUCACUCUGGAUAUGGCGUAAAGAAGCCAGGUACAUCAGAAGAUGACACUGUUUGUGAGAGGUGCCCCGAGGGCUACUACUCAAAUGAACUUUCAGCUACAAAACCCUGCAUUAAACACACAAACUGUGCUGAACUAGGGUUAAGAACAUCUUCUCCAGGAACUGCGACAUGUGAUGCGGUGUGUGAUACGAAUGAGAAAGACUCGUCAUUUCCGUACUUUCAUAAUCAGCUUGUAUGCUACACAGAUAUUACACUCUGUGAGGAGGUCGUGUUCCAGUUUAUAGCAUCUCAAGGUUUACCUGCUUAUCAGCUGGCUAUGUUAAUGGACAGUUUGCCAGGUCAGAAAGUGGAUGGCAGAAAUAUAGAAAUGGUCAAAAAGAUAUGCAACCCCAAGCAACAGACUAUUCAUCUGUUAAAACUGUGGAUGCACCAAAACAAAGACCAGAACAAAAUCUACAACCUUAUUCAAGACAUGAAUCAAUGUGAAAGAGCUGUUUCCAGGUGCCCAGGCUUUAAGAACUUGACAAUGGACCAUUUUAAUGUAGUGAAGGAAAGUUUGCCAGGGAACAAGGUGAAGGAAGAGGAUAUCAGAUGGAUUGUGAAAACCUGUGAUCCCAAGCAGUAUAUUCCCCAGCUCCUGAGUCUGUGGAAGGCACAGAAUGCAGACCAAGAUACUGCAAAUGCGCUUUCUCAAAGCGUUAAGAAACUCGGAUCCCAGAAAGUGCCGAGAAAGCUUCUGCAAAGCCUUAGGAGAAUCGCAAACAUUUUCAACAGCUCUGCAAUACACAGAAUUUACCAGAAAAUGUUUUUGGAAAUUAUUAAGGGGAGUAAGAGUUUAAAAGCCAAAUCCCUUAAUGAAUAGACAAAGCUUUAUUUUUCUUAUAGGUGUUUUUUAGACAAAGCUUUAUUUUUAAGAAAAAUAAAGCUUUGUCUAUUAACACUUGAAAUGUAUUUGCUUACGAUUGUAAGUCGCCCUGGAUAAGGGCGUCUGCUAAUAAAUAAAUAAUAAUAAUAAUAUAGCCACUAGGCAGCUCCCUCCAUCUUCAUGGUAAUGCAUUAUCCUGUAUGAUUCCUUUUUAUAGAAGAGCCCUUUUUACAUUGAACACUACCAAAUGUGUUCGCUUCCGGGAGAGUUUAGUGUAAAUGGACCCUUACUCUGCCUGCUUCUAAUCCAUGUAAGGUUAUUUUUAUCCCUAAACUUUAUUUUUGAAAGUGAUCAUAAAAUCUUGAUAUUACCGGGCAGCAGUGUGGAGUAGUGGUUAGGGCUCUGGACUCUUGCCCGGAGGGUCAUGGGUUCAAUCACUGGUAGGGGACACCGCUGCUGUACCCUUGAGCAAGGUACUUUACCUAGAUUGCUCCAGUAAAAACCCAACUGUAUAAAUGGGUAACUGUAUGUCAAAAUAAUGUGAUAUCUUGUAACAAUUGUAAGUCGCCCUGGAUAAGGGCGUCUGCUAAGAAAUAAAUAAUAAUAAUAAUAAUAAUAAUAAUAAUAAUAAUAAUAAUCCAAACACAAGGUUACGAUCACUGGUGUCUUAGAAACCUGCAGUUGCUUCCAUUACAUUUCUACAGGAGUAUUGCAUCGCCCUGUUUACAAGCAUUUUUGACUGAAUUCAGCAGCUAUUAACGUAGUCAGAAUCCACUCAGUAUACACCUCUGUCCUUUACACUGGUAUAUUUUGAGUGUUUUGAAGAUGAUACCAUAGAAAUACACACACACACACACACACACAAAAAAAAAGAUUAUUUGCCAGCCUACACCUAAAAUCCACAUUCAAGACUUCUGCUGUUCGUUCAAAGUAGAAUGUAGUAGUGUCUUUUAUGCUGUUGUGUAGCAUCAAACGUUUUUUUAUAUGGUUUUUUUCUCUUUUUUGGGUCAGGUUUCUUAUGGGAUAAGGCAUAAGGUCUUUCUUGCCAAAAACAAGGAGUACUUUGCAGUAGUUGAUUUAUUAUUACUUGGAAGCUGCAACACUUUCUGACAGCAUUUUGUUUUAUGGAAGGUAUAUUCCUAUGAUUUGCCCUAAAUUCAUUUGUACAGGCCCGACCAUUAAAGAGUUAAAUUAUAAUUUCUUUAGAUGUGUAUGUCUUACGAUAUAUUGGAAGUUAUACUAAUACAAAAAUAUAUAAUUUGUAGUCCCUUACUCUUUGAAACAUAAAAAUGACUAACAGGAUCUUUAUAUGUUUUUAAAGUACUAAGCGACAAUCUUUGAAUAACCUGCAUUUCUCUAUUGCUCAAGAUUUAAAACAGCUGAAUUUGGGAUCUAGUGGAUCAUAAAAAAACAAUUUCUAUAAAUUCUGUAAGAUUUGGACAUGGAUGAUUGAACAUGAUGUCAUAAUCCCUGAAAAAUACCAGACAAUCUUUUACAUGGUAGUUUAUCAUAAACCAUGUUUGUUAUCAAUAAAUGUUGAUUGUCCAUCCAUCCAUCCAUCCACUAUCUCUAACCGCUUAAUCCUAUAGAGGGCGCCGUGAGCUGGAGCCUAACCCAGCAGACACAGGGCGCAGGCAGGACUACACCCUGGAAGGAAUGCCAGUCCAUCACAGGGCAACUAAGGGGCAAUUUAGAGAGGCCAAUCCACCUAGCCAGCAUGUCUUUGGGCUGUGGGAGGAAACCGGAGUACCCGGAGAAAAACCCACCUGAACACGUGGAGAACAUGCAAACUCCACACAGACCCGAGGCCGGAAUUGAACCCAGGACUCUGGAGCUGUUAGGCAGCAGCGCUACCACCACGACACCGAGCUGCCCCAAUGUUGAUUGUGUUUUUAUUUAUUAAUUAGAUUUCUGUUUACAAAGUCAUACAUUGUAUAUUAGCAUUAUUGCUCAGCAGAUGUUUUGCAAAUUGUUUUGUAUUGUGAUCAUUUAAGAAAAAUAAAUGGGUUAUGUUUGUGAGACUGCAUGUUAUUUGUAUCUGAAUUUCUAUUCACUUAAAUUAAUAUUUAAAUAUGUGUAUAACAG
Acipenser ruthenus (sterlet) is the source of this 3414-nucleotide messenger RNA. Its product is annotated as tumor necrosis factor receptor superfamily member 11B-like. The coding region runs from base 37 to 1326 and encodes 429 amino acids. Gene Ontology annotation, molecular function: protein binding. The record is from RefSeq and is a predicted model, not a curated record. The transcript is spliced from 5 exons. NCBI's taxonomy places the organism in Eukaryota, Metazoa, Chordata, Actinopteri, Acipenseriformes, Acipenseridae.